ACGUUAUAUUCCUGUCCCCUAUCCAAAAUUGAUGUAAUAUAUAUAAGUAAUUGGUCUUAUUAAAAGCGUAAAGCGUCCGUAAGUACUCCGAAAAUAUACAAGAGAAAGCUCAUAGCUAGAAAGUGAAAAAGAAACUGCCAAAAUAAAGAAAGAAACCCAAAAAACCCUCAAAACCAUAAGCUUUCAAACCCGAACCCUCAAAAAGCACACCCUACCAGAGGACGCACUUGUAUCACCAAAUUCAAAAUCUCCCUCCGAAGAAAGUCUUAUUCAAUGGCAUCCAUAAUCACCAAGGACAAAUCCUCGUUCACCGUGGAAUCAUCACCCUUUUCAACAAAAGGAGUGGCCGGAGUCAAUGAAGACAUAGCCGUCUCUAAAAGCGAGGUAUGAGUAGUUGAAGCUUUCCCAGUCGGACUCGGGUUAAGAAACCCCCAUCGAAGGAAGCCCUUCAUCAAAGAAGAUGGCUUAACAAAACCCUUCACGGAAUCUGCCAUUCUCGCAGGUUCCAUCACUAGAAGCAUUGCAUCUGCUUCCUUGGCUGAAGGGGCAAAGAUGGGCGGUGUCGGAGAAGGCCCCUCAAACCUGUGAGAAGCAUCUAGCGAUAAUGAAGACAGAACCAUCGAUGUCUGCAGGGGGAAAACUCAAACCGGGAGACUUCCAGAAUCUUGAGCUUGCGAGAAAACUGAACCACGACCUCCAACACAACCAACUUGACAAAAGGAGAAUCGACUACUGGAUUGGGAACACACCCACCGGCGAAGGGCCUCAUCGAGGCAGAGAAAAUAUAUCCUUCACCGGAAACGCUCCUCUCUCGCCGGAAAAUCUCUCCCUUGCCGAAAAAGCUCUCUCUCUCUCUCUCCGAAAAAGCUUCUCUCUCGCCAGUCAGGCCACCUUCUGUUCUCUUAAAUGGAAUUUUCAAGCUCACGGUUGGAGAAAGAGGGCGAAGUUGAAUCUCUGUGUACACAAAUUCCAAAUGACGACGAUUCAACCGACGAAGUUGGACCUGAAUUUGAAUUGGCCGAUAAGGAGGAUAAUGAGCCACAAUACAAGAUGGUAGAUGCGAAUGAUAAAGUUGAAGAACCUAAGGAAUUAAUGUUGUUUGAUUCGUUGGAAGAAGUGGAAGAGUAUUAUAAGAAGUAUGGUCAGCAAGUUGGUUUUGGUGUGGUAAAAAGAACCGGAAAAAAUGGGAAAGAUGGAAGUCGCAGGUACAUAACCCUUACAUGUAUUCACCAAGGCAAACCAAAUAAAGGCAAAGGUGAUUGUACAAAGGCAAUUCCAAAAAUAAUUAGAACGCAGUGUAAAGCCAGGAUUUGUGCGACAUUGUGUGCUGAUGGAAAGUGGUUUUUGAGUAAUGUUGUAGUGGAGCAUAAUCAUUGUUUAAGCCCAGGAAAAACAAGGUUUUUUAGAUGCUAUAAGAAUAAAGAUGCUGCGAUGAAAAGUAGGCUUGAACUAAAUGAUAGAGCUGGAAUACCUAUGAAUAAGAAUUUUAAUUCUUUAGUUGUUGAAAAAGGGGGGUAUGAGCAGCUUACUUUUGGAGAUAAAGAUUGUAGGAAUUAUAUUGAAAAGGCAAGAGAGCUUCAUCUUGGCAAAGGAGGUGCUCAAGCACUUCGUGAUUAUUUCAGUAGAAUGCAAAAGCAGAAUGAUGGGUUCUAUUAUGUGAUGGAUGUCGAUGAUGAUUGUAGGCUGCGAAAUGUGUUUUGGGCUGAUGCGCGAAGUAGGGCAGCGUAUGAAUUCUUUGGGGAUGUCAUCACAUUUGAUACGACCUAUUUGACCAAUAGCUAUGACAUGCCAUUUACUCCUUUCGUAGGUAUGAAUCAUCAUGGUCAGUCAAUACUUUUGGGGGCAGGACUAAUAUCAAAUGAGAAUACUGAAACAUAUGUUUGGUUGUUUAGUACUUUGUUAGAAUGCAUGAAUGGCAAAGCACCAAGUACAAUUAUAACAGAUCAAGAUAGGGCAAUGAAAAAUGCAAUUGCUAUAGUUUUCGCAGAGAGAACUCGACAUAGAUAUUGUUUGUGGCACAUUAUGAGAAAACUGCCAGAAAAGUUUGCAGCACAUGCUCAAUUCAAUGGUAUUAAGAGUGCCCUCAAUGUUUGUUUGUAUGAUUCUCAAAGUUGUGAUGAAUUCGAAGAAAGUUGGAAAAGUUUGCUUGAGACUUAUAAACUUCAGGACAAUGCAUGGCUGAAUGAAUUAUAUAAUGAGCGUACUUUUUGGGUGCCGGCAUAUAUGAAAGAUACAUUUUGGGCUGGAAUGAAUAUUAUGCAACAGAGUGAAAGUAUGAAUGCUUUUUUUGAUGGUUAUGUGUACUCACAGACCACACUGAAGGAAUUUGUUGAUCAUUUUGAUAAUGCUUUGAGGAGAAUGGUUGAGAAAGAGAAAAAAGCUGAUUUCGAUUCUUUUAAUCACAUAAUUCCAUGUUUAACCCCCUAUCCUUUAGAGGAGAAAUUUCAAGAUGUGUAUACCAAUGCGAAGUUCAAAGAAGUUCAGGGGGAGUUUAUGAAAGUUGUGGGUUGUAAUAACUCUCGUCUUACAGAUGAAGGUGCAAUUUCUACUUAUCAGGUGAUUGAAAUUGGUGUCAUUAAUAGAAACAUGAAAGACAUAUCACAUUGUGUUUACUACAAUGAAGAAGAGGUAGAAGUGAAGUGCACUUGUGCAUUGUUUGAAACAAGGGGUAUCUUGUGCAGGCAUGCAAUUUCUGUGCUAUUGUCAAAAAAAGUUUCAACGUUGCCACCAAGAUUCUUUCUUACGAGAUGGAGGAAGGAUUUGAAGCGAACAUACACAUUGUUGAAGAGUAGUUACGACAAUUUUGGUGGUAACUCUGAUGACGAAAGAUAUGACAGCUUGUCCAAGAAUUUAAAUGAAUUAUUGUCGCUCGGAUCAAAUGGCAAACACAUUUACACUACGGUGAUGAAAAGAGUUGAUGUUUUAAAAGAGGAAUGUCGUAAAUUAAGUUGCAUUUCAGUCGCAUCUUCUAGCUGUAAUGAAGUCAUUCAAAGUAAUGAAGCUUCGACAUUGCAAAGUAAUAAUUUGCUUAGUCCUGUUAAGGUUAAACGUAAAGAGAGACCACCGAUUGGAAGAAUGGUGCCAAUAGUUGAACAAGCAGCGAAAAAGAAGUCACAAGUGACAAAUAAGCCAUCAACUGACAACAAUACCAAAACAAGUAGAAGCAAAAAACAGACCUCAAAAGCAAAGCAAGAUCAAGCGAACAAAAGUCAAACUCCAUUGCCUUCAAUAAUUGAUGAUCAACACGAUCAUUUAAUUCGUACUCAGGUUGGGGUGCCCGUUGAUCCAACAGGGGAGUUAUCAAGAUUGGUAUAUGAGCACAAUUUUGAACGGGCUUUUCACAUAGCCAUUUCAAGAUGUGAUUUGUCCAUUGUGUCCUGGCUAUGUUCACAGGUUGAUCUACGACGGAUAUUGUCUGUAGUUCCUCUCCCUCUGAGCCAAGGAGUUCUGCUUCAACUUCUGUGGCGAUUAGCUUGUGAUUUCAGUAACAACCCAUCCCAAAAACUUGCUUGGAUGACAGUCAUGGUCAAUGCAAUAAUUCCAACCGACCCAGCGAUUGCAGUGCAUGUACAACCCAUCUUAUUUCAAGUCUAUAACAUUCUCAACCAUCAAAGUACCUUGCCCACACAAGCUGGUGUUGAGCGUUCAAAUAUUCAUUUUUUGAUCAAUGUCAUCAAUUCCAUGAUCAUGACCUCUAAAUAGUUCCUUAGGUUAUUAUAUUUGUAUUUCUAUCAUGGUCAGGUUAUGUAAUUUUGUGAUUGUGAAAUAUUCUUACUAUCAUGGUCAUGUAAUUUUUUGAUUGUAAGAUAGUUCUUAAGUUAUUAUCUAGAUGACCGAAUGUUUUGUCAGAUUGUCUAUAACUGAGCUGAGGUUAUGCAAGUGUAAGUUGAAGUCAUUUUACUGGGAUAUUAACUUACCCUCUUUGAAAAAGUUGGUUUUGAAUAUUAAUGAUGUGGAGAACCAAGUUGUCCAAACUUUAA
Molecule: messenger RNA, 3980 nt
Organism: Alnus glutinosa
Lineage: Eukaryota; Viridiplantae; Streptophyta; Magnoliopsida; Fagales; Betulaceae
Product: protein FAR1-RELATED SEQUENCE 5-like
Exons: 7
Coding region: 907-3702 (931 amino acids)
Biological process (GO): regulation of DNA-templated transcription
Molecular function (GO): zinc ion binding
Source: RefSeq, a predicted model, not a curated record